AUGGAAAAGACCGAAAAGACUCAGCAGAUUGUGCAGCAAGAUCUCCUAGCCGAUGCAGAAGAUGCAACGAAUCGAGAUCACGAGUUAACUAUUCUUCAAGCCAUAAAGCUUUAUCCCAAAGCUGUGGCAUGGAGCGUCGUCAUGUCCACUGCGCUAAUCAUGGAUGGCUACGACACCAAACUCAUCGGCUCCCUCAUUGCUCAGCCGGCAUUCCAAGAAGCAUAUGGCAAUCCUCAAGGAGACGGUACCUAUCAGGUUUCUGCACCAUGGCAAUCAGGACUCUCGAAUGGGUCCAACACAUGUCAGAUGUUAGGGCUUGUCAUCGGAGGAUAUCUUAGCGAGAAAUUCGGAUUUCGAAAGACGAUGCUGAGUGCGUUGAUGGUCAUACCUGGUCUAAUUUUCAUCCAAUUUUUCGCACCGAGUCUUGCAGUCUUGGAAGUGGGACAGGUGCUUCUUGGCAUCCCUUUGGGCAUGUUUCAGACCGUGACUACCGUGUACGCUGUGGAAGUAAUGCCUACAUGCCUCCGUGGUAUGCUGACAAGCUAUGUGAAUAUGUGCUGGGUCAUCGGUCAACUCAUCGCUUCUUGCGUCCUUCGCGGGGUCCUGAAUCUACCGGGGCCAUGGGCCUAUCGGAUUCCUUUCGCUAUCCAGUGGUUCUGGCCUCUUCUUUUGAUGGUCGGGGUCUACCUUGCCCCCGAAUCUCCCUGGUGGCUCGUCCGCCAGAAUCGCAUUGAAGAAGCCAAAGCCGUAGUUCGUCGGCUCACGUCGGCUCAAAAUGUGGAUUUCGACGUCGAUAAACAUGUCGCCCUGAUAUCUCUCACGACCGAGCACGAGAGGGCAAUCAAUACUGGUACACACUACGUUGCGUGUUUCAAAGGAACUGAUCUCCGUCGAACAAUCAUCGUUAUUGGUUGCUAUUGCAUGCAGGUUCUCAGCGGUUCCACCCUAAGGGCGUACGUGACAUAUUUCUUCCAGCAGGCCGGGUUGCCCACUGACCAGGCCUUUAAUAUGUCAAUUGUUGCAUAUGGGCUUGGUCUGAUUGGAGUUGUCGUAGCGUGGUUCUUGAUGCCUCACAUCGGCCGCCGCGCGUUGUUCAUCUGGGGUCUUGUCGGAGUCGGCAGCAUCUUUCUCGGUGUGGGUGGCCUUGGGAUUCCUCAAUCGACCUCGCCUUCCUCAGCGUUGUCCUGGAGUAUUGGAGCUCUCCUGCUCGUCUCGGUCUUCGUCGCCGACGUCACUGUGGCUCCCGUCUCAUUCACGCUGGUCUCGGAGAUUCCAUCCUCACUCCUCCGAAGCAAAUCUGUGGUGAUUGCCCGAUUUUCUUAUGCCGCCCUCAACAUCGUCGCCAACGUCAUUACUCCAUAUCAACUAAAUCCUUCUGCUUGGGGGUGGGGUGCGAUUUCCGGAUUCUUCUGGGCCGGCUCUUGUUUUCUAGGACUGAUUUUUUCGUACUUUUUCGUCCCGGAACCCAAGGAUCGUACCGUUGCAGAACUGGACCUGCUAUUUGAGAAAAAACUGCCGGCACGGAAAUUUGCAAAGGCAGAAGUCCACCUGUCCGAGGUUGCGGCAGAGAAUAGGUUUGUGUAA
Molecule: messenger RNA, 1584 nt
Organism: Rhinocladiella mackenziei CBS 650.93
Lineage: Eukaryota; Fungi; Ascomycota; Eurotiomycetes; Chaetothyriales; Herpotrichiellaceae
Exons: 5
Coding region: 1-1584 (527 amino acids)
Biological process (GO): carbohydrate transport; transmembrane transport
Cellular component (GO): membrane
Molecular function (GO): carbohydrate:proton symporter activity
Source: RefSeq, a predicted model, not a curated record